Molecule: messenger RNA, 1236 nt
Organism: Lecanosticta acicola
Lineage: Eukaryota; Fungi; Ascomycota; Dothideomycetes; Mycosphaerellales; Mycosphaerellaceae
Source: the annotation of a GenBank genome assembly
AUGCCUGCAAUGCCUGACAAGCCUGACAAGCCUGACAAGCCUGACGAGCCUGACAAGCCUGACAAGCCAGAUGCCAAACCUGCCGGUCUACGUGCAUUCUUUCAACAUACCAAGCGCAAGGCUUCCACCUCACAGUUGUCCGUAUCCUCAGAGGUGUCAUCAGGAGCUCAACCAAAACAACAGGGCACAUCGAAUAGCCGAACCUUCUACAGACCACGACACGCGGAACGCGACAUGAUGCUUUCCAUGCCGGUGACACAGAGACCAAAUCUUGUUGCAAAAGCUCAAGAAGCACGCCUGCAACAUGUAUGCACAGAAAUUGGAUUCAACACAGCUUCACCAUCCACAUCCGGUCGACAGCGGCCUUUGGAAGUCCAUCCAAAGCUGCACAUGCAUCGUUAUUCAACUAUGGACUUACGAUCAUCCACAGCAUCAUUAGGGGCCCCAUCAAGCUCCGGGUGGUGUCGAAGUCCGGGAUCGCUAAGGUCUGUCUCUAGUCCCAUAGGGCACCGAGACGCCAGGUCUAUCGCGACCAUUGACUGGGCGAAAGGCGUAGUUCCCGGUGCUCGGCCUGUUGAUCCCACUUCAGACUAUGCUUCGCACAGCCGGCAAGUUGAGAGCGGCAACAAAGGCCUGGUGACCCCGUUCGAGAGAGCGACGACAGAGGCAGAGGACAGCAGCAAUGCCACUCACCGUUUACUGGGUGCGACUUGCCCCACACGUCAAAGGCCAGCGUACUUCAGUCAUCAUAGCUCCAUACCGAACUUGAGAGCUAGAUCUAUCGAGGGCAAGGGCAAAGGCAAAGGCAGAGCAGCCGAAGGAGAUGUUCACUACAACGGCACUGCGAGUCUUGUGCAGCAGAGUGGGAAUCGAGAUUCGGAUCUGGUCCGCCAUCUUCCUUCUCCGUCAUCUUCCUCACAUCGACCACUGCCCACUGCACCAACACCACCAAGCGACUCCAGUGUUACAGACUCAUCGGUGGACUCGGGGAAUACUUCCAAUCGUUGGUCUGUUGCGGCCUCUCGAAGUCAGGGGUCGAUCAGCACAAUCAUCACGCGACAGACGGAAUACACGGAGCAGGGCAAAGCAACAACGAAUGAGGAACAAGAGGAAGAGUAUCCAGAAGGGGAAGAGCCUGAAGUCAAGGAAGCGCAGACAGCGAUUGAGCAUAAGGCGAGCGUGGUAUCAGACGCCAACGAGUCGGAGUGGGAAAGAGCGGAGUCUGAGUCGUCCUGA